AGUCUCCUGGGAAACGAUGGCCUGGUUAGCCCAAUGGGACAGAGGUAUCAGCCGUGGUGGCAACAUGGGCGUCUACUGCUCGUGAUCCAUGGCAUCAUCAUCGCGGGCUACGUGGCUGUUCUAACAGCAGUGGUCCAUCGACGAUCCCAUGACAGUCAUAGACGAAAUUGCGUGUCUUCUUCACCAGCCGCAGAGGCAAUCCGGUGGGAAAUUCACAAGUUCACCCUCGAAGACAGGGUCCAAGACCAUGGAGGCUUCUCCGGAAGGCCAAGCCCGCAGCUAGACCGGGCAUGGCAUGAUUUGCUGAACUACGAAAACAUCAUCCUUGAGCCGGAGUACAUCGAGGCUCUGGGGAGACAGGAUAUUGCGGUCGCGGUCCCAGAAGGCUCGGGGUACCUUGGGACCCUGAACGUAUACCGCGAACUGCACUGUCUCAAGACAAUCUGUGAGACCACCAGAGUCGGAAACUGCUGUCUUCUUGUUCUACGUUAA
Messenger RNA from Aspergillus calidoustus, 492 nucleotides. Lineage: Eukaryota; Fungi; Ascomycota; Eurotiomycetes; Eurotiales; Aspergillaceae. The record is from the annotation of a GenBank genome assembly.